AUAAAAAUGGAAGGCAAUGGCCAAACUUGGUCACGCGGACACACAGAGUUGAGUACUCCAUGGAACAGCAGCUUCAGCUCGCUUCCAUCUUCGUCUUCAUCUGCUGCCUCCUCUUCCUGCUCGACUGGAUGAACAAAGGAUUCACCAAGUACAAAGGCCGAAAUCCAAAACCUCUGCCCGGCCCAUGGAAUCUGCCGUUCAUCGGCAGCAUGCACCACAUGGUCGGGCAGCUCCCUUUCCGAGCGCUCCGCGAGCUGACCCGCAAGCACGGCCCUCUCAUGCUCGUCAGAAUCGGCCAGGUAGACUAUGCGGUUGCCUCCUCACGUGAAGCCGCCGAGGAGAUCUUGAAGAAACAAGACAUCACCUUCGCUUCCCGACCACAGUUGGUUGCAGCGCAGGUCAUUGUCUAUGGCGCCACCGACAUAGGCUGGACGCCCUACGGCCCCUACUGGAAGCAGCUGCGCCGGAUCUGCUUCAUGGAGCUGCUCGGCACCAAGCGCAUCCGAUCCUUUACCUCCAUCAGGACGGAGGAGACCCUCGACCUGAUGAGAGACAUCUCGAGAUCAGAAACAGAACACAUCGACCUGAGCGAGAAGCUGUUCGGUCUCGCCAACGCCAUCGUCUGCCGAGCGGCGUUUGGCAAACGAUGGGAUCGCCGAGAGAGGUUCGUCACGAUCAUCAAGGAGACGUUCGACCUGCUCGGUGGCUUGUGCUUGGCCGACACGUUUCCGUCGCUCAACUUUCUCGACAUCCUCACGGGUUCCAUGUCGAAGAUGCAGCGCGUACGCCGACAAAUGGAUGACAUCCUGGGCGAGGUAAUCAAAGAGCACGAGGUUAAGGCCGCCACGAGCAACAGUGAGCGUGUCGACGAGGUGGACUUGGUCGACGUGCUGCUGAGGCUCAAAGACGAUCCCAAACUGGAAAUUCCCAUGACGACGGACAACGUAAAGGCCGUGAUCUUGGACAUGUUCAUUGCAGGCACAGAGACCUCAUCGACUGUCGUUGAAUGGGCCAUGUCGGAGCUUAUAAGGAACCCGUCGAUCAUGGAGAGAGCGCAGGAGGAAGUGAGGGAAGCCAUGAAAGGAAAGAACAGAGUCGAAGACAGUGACACAUCCGAGCUGAAGUACAUGAAGUUAAUAAUAAAGGAGACGAUGAGGCUUCACCCACCGGCCCCCUUGUUACAAAGACGAUGCAGGGAGACGUGCGAAGUCAUGGGUUACGAGAUAGAAGCCGGCACUUGUGUGUUCGUCAAUGCAUGGGCAAUCGGUAGAGAUCCACGGCACUGGGACGACGCCGAGACCUUCAAGCCGGAGAGGUUCCAAGGCAGUUCCAUAGGUUUCAAUGGAUUGGAUCUCGAGUACUUGCCGUUCGGAGCUGGCCGAAGGAUAUGCCCGGGGAUCGGGUUCGGCCUCGCCGUUGUGGAACUCGCCUUGGCUAGUCUCCUCUUACACUUCGACUGGAAGCUGCCCGAUGGGAUGAAACCAGAGGAACUCGACAUGCGUGAGACCAGAGGACUAGUCGCAUCAAGGAAAACUGAGCUGAAGUUGAUGGCUACAACACGAAUUCCUCUACCCGCCACAAUCUGAGUCUUGCAGGAAUCAGAUGAAUACUACUUAAAAAUAAAUGUGUGCUCAAAUUAUAUGUGGACUGGUAUAGAUACGUACGGUGGCAUGCAUGAUCUGGCCGUAGUUUGUCUUUCCUUUUGUUGCUGUUCUAUGUAAUACAAUGUACGUUACAUGCGAAUAUACAUAUACUA
Messenger RNA from Musa acuminata subsp. malaccensis (wild Malaysian banana), 1756 nucleotides. RefSeq names its product premnaspirodiene oxygenase-like. Gene Ontology annotation, molecular function: monooxygenase activity; iron ion binding; heme binding. Lineage: Eukaryota; Viridiplantae; Streptophyta; Magnoliopsida; Zingiberales; Musaceae. The record is from RefSeq and is a predicted model, not a curated record.